Cygnus atratus (black swan) is the source of this 2506-nucleotide messenger RNA. RefSeq names its product methyltransferase 16, N6-methyladenosine (gene METTL16). The record is from RefSeq and is a predicted model, not a curated record. Gene Ontology annotation, cellular component: nucleus. Gene Ontology annotation, molecular function: 23S rRNA (adenine(1618)-N(6))-methyltransferase activity. Gene Ontology annotation, biological process: rRNA base methylation. Lineage: Eukaryota; Metazoa; Chordata; Aves; Anseriformes; Anatidae.
GCCCGGCGGCCCGCGGGGCACACUGGGAGCCGCCCGGGCGAGCGCACGGGGCUGUGGUGGCGGGGGGGGGGGGGAAGUCGGCGACCCCCAGCAGCCGGCCGCCAUGUCCCUCAACAAGUCGAUGCACGCUCGCAACCGGUACAAGGACAAGCCGCCCGACUUCGCGUACCUGGCCGGCAAGCACCCCGAGUUCCGGCAGCAUGUACAGACCACCCUCUCCGGCAGGGUGAGCCUGAACUUCAAGGACCCCGAGGCGGUGAGGGCUCUGACGUGCACCCUGCUGAAGGAGGAUUUCGGGCUGACGAUUGACAUCCCCCUGGAGAGGCUGAUCCCCACCGUACCCCUCAGGCUGAACUACAUCCACUGGGUGGAGGACCUCAUCGGCCAUCAGGGCGCUGACAAGGGUGUGCUGAUGCGUGGGAUCGACAUAGGGACAGGAGCAUCUUGCAUAUACCCAUUGCUUGGAUCAACUUUGAAUGGCUGGUAUUUUCUUGCAACAGAAGUGGAUGAUAUGUGCUUCAAUUAUGCCAAGAAGAAUGUGGAACAGAAUAACUUGUCUGAUCUUAUAAAAGUGGUUAAAGUACCACAGAAAACUCUUCUAAUGGAUGCACUGAAAGAAGAAUCUGAGAUCAUUUAUGAUUUCUGCAUGUGCAAUCCCCCCUUUUUUGCCAACCAGCUGGAAGCGAAGGGAGUAAAUUCUCGAAAUCCACGGCGUCCUCCUCCAAGUUCUGUAAAUACAGGAGGGAUUACAGAAAUCAUGGCCGAGGGGGGAGAGCUGGAAUUUGUCAAAAGAAUUAUUCACGAUAGUCUACAACUGAAAAAGAGGUUACGAUGGUACAGUUGUAUGCUGGGAAAGAAAUGCAGUUUAGCACCAUUGAAAGAGGAACUUCGAAUCCAGGGGGUUCCUAAAGUUACUCACACUGAAUUCUGUCAAGGACGCACCAUGAGAUGGGCACUGGCAUGGAGUUUCUAUGAUGACGUACAAGUACCUUCACCUCCCUCUAAAAGAAGAAAAUUAGAAAAACCUCGGAAACCAAUUACAUUUACGGUCUUGGCUUCUACAGUCAAAGAGUUAUCCACCAAAGCUGCAGCUAUGGGCUGGGAUGCUGUAGAAGCCAUUGCUGUUGUUAGAGCCUGGGUAGAGAAGAUUCUUGCUGAUCUGAAGGUUCAGCAUAAGCGUGUUCCCUGUGGAAAAGAUGAAGUUAGCCUGUUUGUGACUGCCAUUGAAAACUCCUGGAUUCAUUUGAGGAGAAAGAAACGAGAGAGAGUAAGGCAAUUACGAGAACUUCCUCGAGCUUCUGAAGAUGUUCUUCAAGCAAUGGAAGAGGAAAAAAACGGCCAGAAAAGUGUGAGCAACAGUUCAGACUGUGAAAAACCCAAGACUGAAGACUCUGAAACAGGGUUUAUGGCACCUGAUGAGGAUGUCCACUUGACCGCAGGUGACAAGCUAACGGAAGAAUCUGCUGACAAAGAACAUAGUGAGCAUGUGGAGGAGGAGGAGACAGAAGCAAAGCAGGCGGAAAUGUCAUGUAACAAAGGUUCCAGUAAUGCAAAGGAGGAACUUCAGCCUUCGGAGGAAGCUAGCAAUCCAGCAGUUGAAAAAGGGCAGAGUCCCAAAGAAGCUAGUAGAUGUUUUCUUUUUAAGUGUUUAAUGAAUGUGAAGAAAGAAGGAAAUGAUGUAUUAGUAGAAAUGCACUGGGUUGAAGGACAGAACAGAGACUUGAUGAACCAGCUGUGCACAUACUUAAGGAACCAAAUUCUUAGACUAGUUGCUGGUUAGCCCUUUUUCCCAUUUUGGUAGAAUGAGUCCUCAAAUUUUGUAAACUUUGUAAUGGUCUAACAUUUUCAGUCAGCAAAAAAAAAUUCCCCUUCAAAAUUAGUAAAAUGGAGAUAUUUUAAAUAUAUUUUUUUAAACUUGCAAGGAGUACAUGAAGUAUCACUUCAUGUCCAAUGAAAUGCUGGGAAAUAAUAUCUCUUGUGCUUCAGUUGUAAAACAAAAUGUUACAGUGCAACAUGUCUAUGCUGUGACCAUUUCAAAUAUCAACAGUGCUCAUUCUGGUCUUUUUUUUCUGAUGCAAAAGAUAUAUAUAUUGUUACCAAGUAGGAAUCUUUACUGAAACAUUUUCUUCAAUGUUUUUCAUACUAAUGCAGGAAAUUGUUACCUGCCUUGGGAAUUGCCUUCUGCAGCUGAGUCCUCAGCAGAAGGUUUAAGUAUGCCUCAUAAUGCGUUUACCUUUUGGGCUACAGAGCAGCAAGAUGGGUAUAUCCUCCAAAUGAUGUCAAAUCAUUUAAAAAAUCACUUUAGAAACACGAUAUGAUGUAUUUUUCUGGUGUUUGGGCUUUGAAACACUGAAGAACUCACUGUAAGUGAGCAUCUGUUUGUAUAAACUUCAUUUUAAUGACUAAAUAUUGAUGUCACUGGAGAGGUUAAAUUAGUUGUACACUUUCAGAAUCUGAAGAGAUUAUUUCUGGCUAGGUGACUUAUUAAAAACAUAGAAGGCAAGUC